CCCCCCCCCCUUUCCGGCUCAGACCCGCCCCCCGGUCGCCAGCCCCUAAGCCGGGCCGGGGCUACCCCGGGGUCCCCAAAGCAGCGGGCCUGAGCCGGUACGGCCUCGUCACUGCCACAGUCGGGCAUACCACUCCAUCGCCAGGUCUGACAAGAUGUACCAGGUCCCAAUGCCGCUGGACCGGGAUGGGACCCUGGUCCGGCUCCGCUUCACCCUGGUGGCCCUGGUCACGGUCUGCUGUCCACUUGUCGCCUUCCUCUUCUGCAUCCUCUGGUCCCUGCUCUUCCACUUCAAGGAGACUACAGCCACACACUGUGAGGAUGUUCUCUGCGGCCUCCCAGCCCUUGGACCCCGACGGGACUGUGUUCCGACACCGCUUCACAGCCGUCUUCUGGUGGGUCGCCACUUUUCCCAUCUUCGGCUUCUUCUUCUGCAUCAUCUGGUCCCUGGUGUUCCACUUUGAGUACACGGUGGCCACUGAUUGUGGGGUGCCCAAUUACCUGCCAUCGGUGAGCUCGGCCAUUGGCGGGGAGGUGCCCCAGCGCUACGUGUGGCGCUUCUGCAUCGGCCUGCACUCAGCACCCCGAUUCAUGGUGGCCUUCGCUUACUGGAACCACUACCUCAGCUGUGCCUCCCCGUGCCCCGGGUACCGUCCUCUUUGCCGCCUCAACUUCGGCCUCAACGUCGUGGAGAAUCUUGCGCUGCUAGUGCUCACCUACGUCUCCUCUUCCGAGGACUUCACCAUCCAUGAAAAUGCUUUCAUUGUGUUCAUCGCCUCAUCCCUCAGUCACAUGCUUCUCACCUGCAUUCUGUGGCGGCUGACCAAGAAGCACACAGUAAGUCAAGAGGAUCGCAAGUCCUAUAACUGGAAACAACGGCUCUUCAUCAUCAACUUCAUCUCCUUCUUCACGGCACUGGCUGUCUACUUUCGGCACAACAUGUAUUGUGAAGCUGGAGUGUACACCAUCUUUGCCGUCCUGGAGUACACCGUUGUCCUAACCAACAUGGCAUUCCACAUGACGGCCUGGUGGGACUUCGGGAACAAGGAGCUGCUCAUCACCUCCCAGCCUGAGGAAAAGCGAUUUUAAAUCCUCGCUUAUUGGAGAGGAGAGCCACUGCCCAGAAACUAGAAACAAGAUAACACUCUGGCCUUCCCUACCCCAUGUCCUGUCUGGGCCCUACUGAAGCUGAGGGAGGGGAAAAGUGAGGAUAGGCAUAGGAUGAAGCUUUACCCAGCCCUGCUGGUUUCUCCAUUCCCUCAGUCCACUUGAAGACAUGGGGGCCUUCAAGCAGCAUCACCAUUAGUGGAGAGGCCCCAAGAAGCUAAGCCGACAGGAGAGCUCCACCCUCUGGUGCUAAAAAAAGUCCUGAGGUUCAUAACCACCAUCUGGUCUUGGCCUUUACAUUGCCACCUCUCGCUGAGGUCAGACCGCUGAGUGAGCAGUGGCUGCUACCUGAAAACCACAGCCAUUUCUCUCUACAGUACGGGGUCAUUCACUUGACUAAUAUGCUUGUGAUCUACUUUGCACAUCCAGGCCUCUGGCCAAAGAUACCUGCUAAGGUUGAUAAGGUCUUCUAGUCCUGAAUACAAUUUUUUGAUUUGAUCUGACCUUCCCUAUCUGAGCCUCAGUGGUCCAUGUGAUGAUGCAGGCUGGGUGGGCUAUAUAAAUUCCAGGGUCUCUGCCAGUCUGAUUCUGAUGUCACCGUAGGUGUUUGUGCCCAAAGGAUGACCUGACCCAGAAGCAGCAUGGGCACAGUGUGCAUUUCCCUUCCCUUCUGAGCUCUCUGGCUUAUACAUAUACACAAAAUGUGGGAAAAUGGGGUCAGGGGGCAAAGUGUCUUACUCCUAAAUGGGCUCUCUUGUGCCCCCCAAUCCUCCCUCAAGCCCCAGGCUCUGAGCUCUUUUGGUUGUACAUUUUAUUUUACAGGAAAAUAAAAAUUUUUUCUUGUGCAACAGUCUGGACUAGGCUGGCUUGUC
This is a messenger RNA of Talpa occidentalis (Iberian mole), 1978 nucleotides long. It is a transcript of the gene PGAP2, whose product is annotated as post-GPI attachment to proteins 2. The coding region runs from base 186 to 1088 and encodes 300 amino acids. The transcript has 7 exons. Gene Ontology annotation, biological process: GPI anchor biosynthetic process. Gene Ontology annotation, cellular component: Golgi membrane; endoplasmic reticulum membrane. The record is from RefSeq and is a predicted model, not a curated record. Lineage: Eukaryota; Metazoa; Chordata; Mammalia; Eulipotyphla; Talpidae.